Messenger RNA from Cicer arietinum (chickpea), 5042 nucleotides. RefSeq names its product CLIP-associated protein-like. Gene Ontology annotation, biological process: microtubule cytoskeleton organization. The record is from RefSeq and is a predicted model, not a curated record. NCBI's taxonomy places the organism in Eukaryota, Viridiplantae, Streptophyta, Magnoliopsida, Fabales, Fabaceae. Gene Ontology annotation, molecular function: microtubule binding. Gene Ontology annotation, cellular component: cytoplasmic microtubule.
UUUUUCAACCACCGCAAUCUCAUAGACAUUGUUUUCAAAUCACUUCUUUUCUCCUCUGCGUCCUUCAUCUUCUUCUCCCCCACUCUAUUUUACUCUAUUGCUAGUAUUUUUCUUUCCACAUUCUAUUAUAGCUCUCUUUCUCUCUCUUUCUCUCUCUCUCUCUCUCUCUCUCUCUCUCUCUCUCUCUCUCGCCUAGAAGUAAAUUCGACGCUUCCUCUAAAUUUAGCAUCUAUCUCUUCAAUCCUCUUUCACUUCACUUCACUUCACUCUCUCCAUCUCAUACUUCUUUUAAAUUCACCACCAUAACUCACCCACGUGCAUUUCGUCAUUCCCAUUUCCAAUUUCUCACUACACCAAACAGUUUCCAAUUCCAUGCCGCACCGAAUCGGAUAACAUUUUAACCAGAUCUGAACCAGCGCACACCAGAUCCAAAUCCACAAUGGAAGAAGCACUAGAGCUAGCACGCGCAAAAGACGCAAAAGAAAGAAUGGCUGGCGUGGAGCGUCUCCACCAAGUUCUAGAAGCUUCUAGAAGAAGUCUCAGUUCAACCGAAGUUACUUCUCUCGUUGAUUGUUGUUUGGAUCUCUUGAAGGAUAGUAGUUUUAGAGUCUCUCAGGGCGCGCUUCAAGCUUUGGCUUCCGCUGCCGUUCUCUCCGGCGAUCACUUUAAGCUUCAUUUCAACGCGCUUGUUCCCGCCGUCGUUGAUCGAUUAGGUGAUGCUAAACAGCCUGUUCGCGAUGCUGCUAGGAGGCUCUUGCUCACUCUCAUGGAGGUUUCAUCUCCUACAAUAAUUGUUGAAAGAGCAGGGUCUUUUGCUUGGACAUGCAAAAACUGGAGAGUCAGAGAGGAAUUUGCGCGAACUGUGACAUCUGCAAUCGGUCUAUUUUCAUCUACUGAACUACCCCUUCAACGGGCUAUUCUUCCUCCUAUUUUGCAAUUGCUGAGUGAUCCAAAUCCUGCUGUUAGGGAAGCAGCUAUUUUGUGCAUUGAGGAAAUGUAUGCACAAGCCGGGUCUCAAUUUCGUGAUGAACUUCAGCGCCACAACCUCCCUUCUUCUUUGGUGAAAUAUAUUAAUGCUAGGCUAGAGGGGAUUCAACCAAAAGUUCAGUCUUCAAAUGGUAUUUCUAGUGGUUAUAUCCCCGGAGAAAUUAAUGCUUUGAGUGUUAAUCCCAAGAAAAGUAGUCCAAAGGCUAAAAGUUCAUCAAAAGAGACAUCUCUUUUCGGAGUAGAUGGCGAUGUCACUGAGAAAGCCGUAGAACCUAUCAAGGUGUAUUCAGAGAAGGAAUUAAUCAGGGAAAUUGAGAAGAUUGCAUCUACCCUUGUACCAGAAAAGGAUUGGUCAAUCAGAAUUGCUGCCUUGCAGAGAAUUGAACGUCUUGUUUUGGGAGGUGCUGCUGAUUAUCCAUGUUUUUUUGGACUCUUAAAACAGCUUGUUGGACCUUUAAGCACACAACUGUCAGAUCGAAGGUCUACCAUUGUGAAGCAGGCAUGCCAUCUAUUAUGCUUUUUGUCGAAAGAUUUCUUGGGUGAUUUUGAAGCAUGUGCUGAAAUGUUCAUACCAGUCCUUUUGAAGCUGGUUGUGAUUACUGUGCUUGUAAUUGCAGAGUCUGCAGAUAAUUGCAUAAAAACGAUGCUACGCAACUGCAAGGUUGCACGUGUGCUCCCUCGGAUAGCUGAUUGUGCAAAAAAUGACCGUAGUGCAAUACUUCGUGCAAGGUGCUGUGAUUAUGCUCUUCUGAUACUAGAACAUUGGCCUGAUGCACCAGAAAUACAGCGAUCAGCAGAUUUAUACGAGGAUAUGAUAAGGUCUUGUGUUUCAGACGCAAUGAGUGAGGUGCGGUCGACCGCCAGGAUGUGCUACAGAAUGUUCGCAAAAACUUGGCCAGAUCGUUCCCGUCGCCUACUUUCAUCCUUUGACCCUUCUAUUCAAAGGUUAAUAAAUGAAGAGGAUGGAAGCAAACAUAGGCGGCAUGCAUCACCUUCCAUUCGUGAUAGAAGUGCACCAAUGUCAUCAACUAGUCAAGCUUCAGCUCCUUCUAAUCUAACUGGUUAUGGAACUUCUGCUAUUGUUGCAAUGGACAGAAGACCUAGUUUAUCAUCAGGGACUUCUAUGUCCUCUGGUGUUCUGCUUUCACAAGCUAAGUCACUUGGUAAAGGUACAGAACGUAGUUUAGAAAGCGUACUGCAUGCAAGUAAACAAAAGGUCACUGCUAUUGAGAGCAUGCUUAGAGGUUUGGAUUUGUCAAAUAAGCAUAAUUCAUCUGCUCUGCGAUCUUCAAGUUUGGAUCUAGGAGUUGACCCUCCCUCAUCUCGUGAUCCCCCAUUCCCUGCUGCUGUUUCAGCAUCUAAUCAUCUGACCACCCCUUUAACAACAGAAUCAACUGCUUUGGGUUUCAGCAAAGGUAGUAGCCGGAGUGGUGGUUUGGGUUUGUCCGACAUAAUCACCCAAAUUCAAGCUUCCAAAGAUUCUGGCAAGUUAUCAUAUAAUAGCAAUGUUGGUAUUGAACCUUUAUCAGAUUUUUCGUCAUACACAAGUAAAAGGACUACUGAAAAAUUACAAGGAAGAAGUUCUGUUGAUGAAAACAGUUACAUCCGAGAGACUAGGCGGUAUAUGAAUCCCAAUGUGGAUAGGCAGUAUAUGGAUGCCCUUUAUAGAGAUGGAAACUUCAGGGAUUCACCGAAUAGUUAUGUGCCUAAUUUUCAGAGGCCACUAUUGAGAAAGAAUGUAUCUGCACGCGUGUCUGCUGGCAGGAGGAGAAGUCUUGAUGAUAGUCAAUUAUCUCUAGGAGAGAUGUCAAAUUAUGCAGAUGGACCGGUAUCUCUUCAUGAAGCUCUGAGCGAAGGACUUAGUUCAGGUUCUGACUGGUCUGCCAGGGUUUCUGCCUUUAAUUACCUUCACUUGUUAUUGGAGCAAGGUCAAAAGGGAAUUCAAGAAGUAAUCCAGAAUUUUGAGAAGGUAAUGAAGUUAUUUUUUCAGCAUUUGGAUGACCCCCAUCAUAAAGUCGCACAGGCUGCUCUCUCCACACUUGCAGACAUUAUUCGUACAUGCAGAAAGCCCUUUGAGGGUUACAUGGAACGAAUGUUACCCCAUGUGUUUUCUCGUUUAAUUGACCCCAAAGAGCUUGUUAGGCAAGCAUGCUCUAUGACUUUGGAGGCUGUUGGCAAAACAUACAGUAUAGAUUCUCUCUUGCCUGCAUUGCUACGUUCUCUUGAUGAACAAAGGUCGCCAAAGGCUAAAUUGGCUGUUAUUGAGUUUGCAAUCAGUUCCUUUAACAAGCAUUCAAUGAAUCCAGACGGUGCUGCUAAUAUCGGCAUCCUAAAAUUAUGGCUUGCCAAGUUAGCCCCAUUGGUCCACGAUAAAAAUACAAAGCUUAAAGAAGCAGCUAUUACAUGCAUUAUAUCAGUAUACUCUCACUUUGAUUCAUCUGCAGUUUUGAAUUUUAUUCUUAGUUUGUCAGUUGAUGAACAAAAUUCUUUGAGACGAGCCCUUAAACAGCGCACACCUCGAAUUGAAGUAGACUUAAUGAACUAUCUGCAGAACAGGAAAGAGCGGCGUACUAAGUCUUCCUAUGAUCCAUCUGAUGUCGUGGGAACAUCCUCUGAAGAGGGAUAUGCUGGUUUGUCUAGGAAUGCUCAUUACAUUGGAAGGUAUUCUGCUGGUUCUCUAGAUAGUGAUGGUGGCAGGAAAUGGAGCUCCCUAGAUUCAAACCUGAUUAAAGCUAGUCUUGGCCAAUCAGCUUCUGAUGAAACUGAGCAACAUUUGUAUCAGAAUUUUCAGACUGAUCGUGAUAGUGGCAUUGUUGGUUCAAAAACCAAAGAUCUUGCUUACACAGUCAAUUCAAUGGAUCAAAACUUUGGCUAUCAAACUGACCAACUUGGAUAUGUGGAUAGUAGCAUGAACUUUGAAGGUCUAUCAUCUGAUGUGGAUGUUAAUGGUCUGACGUCAUUAGAACAUUUAAAUAUUGCCGAAGGCUAUGGACAUGGCAAAGAACAUCUUUCUGAAUUGAACCAUAAUCAUCACUCAGCUGAAGAUGUGAAGGUCAACCACAUGACUGACAUAGGACUCAGCAUUCCUCAAAUUCUUCAUACGAUAUGCAGUGGGGGUGAUGGAAGCACUAUUUCAAGUAAGCGGACCGCACUUCUACAGUUAGUUGAAGCUUCUGUAGCAAAUGAUCAUUCUGUUUGGAUCCAGUACUUCAAUCAGAUAUUGACUGUUGUGCUUGAGGUGCUGGAUGAUUCAGAUUCUUCAAUCAGAGAGCUUGUGCUUUCAUUGAUAGUUGAAAUGCUUAAAAACCAGAAAGAUGCCAUGGAAAAUUCAGUUGAGAUUGUAAUUGAAAAGCUGCUUAAUGUUACAAAGGAUAUUGUUCCCAAGGUCUCAAAUGAAGCCGAACACUGCCUGACAAUUGUUUUAUCUCAGAAUGAUCCAUUCAGAUGUUUAAGUGUUAUUAUCCCUCUAUUGGUUACCGAGGAUGAGAAAACUCUCGUCACUAGCAUAAAUUGCUUGACUAAGAUUGUAGGGCUGCUCUCUCAAGAUGAACUGAUGGCUCAGUUACCCUCAUUUCUACCUGCAUUGUUUGAAGCUUUUGGAAACCAGAGUGCUGAUGUCCGUAAGACUGUUGUUUUCUGUCUGGUGGAUAUUUAUAUCAUGCUUGGGAAAGCCUUCUUGCCAUAUUUGGAAGGACUCAACAGCACACAGUUGAAGUUGGUUACCAUUUACGCAAAUCGAAUCUCACAGGCAAGGACAGGAAAACCAAUUGAUGCUGCUAACGAUUAGCAGGUUCACUGGGAAGAACAUUUAUGGGUUUUGAAUAUUUUCCUAUUCAUUGUUGUGUAUUUUGUAUAUUGUGUGCAUGAAAUUUUUGUGGGUUUUGGCUGUUUCUUUUCUUACCUUUGUAUUGUAUUCUUUUUUUGUUUUCCAUUUUCCCUGAGGAUGAAUGUCAGAUUUGAAGAGUGUUGUUGGUUGUGGUGUAAUAUGGUGUAUAAAUUGUAAUUUACAUACUCAUUAUUGAUUGGAUUAUAUGGUGAUGAUUUGUUUAAACGUG